GUUCUUAACUUGCAGACAACAACCCGUUGGAGCCGGAUUUGGAUCCCGCCGAAUCGAAAGCAUGAUACGAAUGAGGAGCAUGUGGGGAAUACCUGGGUCUGACGAGACUGCACCUUUACAUGUACUCCCGGUGGUCCCGGGCCCCUCCAUGUUUUCACUACAACCCUAGGCCAAGACGGUCCGCAGCGCCCGAACGUUCUCACUGUCCUUGACUUCAUCUCCUCUACCGCGGUGGCAUAAUCUACAACUACCCAAGUCACAGUACCUGUCUGUUGCUUGCUGCCCGCCAUGUCCCAGGAGGCAUCCAUGUUCUCGGCUGCCGACGUUGCCGUCACCUACAGUCACUCCCUCGGCCACGAUCUGCCUGUCGAAGAACUCCGGCUCCCCGAGGACUUCGGCUGGGGGGCCGCCACGGCAGCCUACCAGAUCGAGGGGGCCGCGUCGCAAGAUGGGAAGGGCAAGUCCGUCUGGGACACGUACUCGCACCUUCAGCCGUCCCGCACCAACGGCCAGCACGCCGACGUCAGCUGCGAUCACUACAACCGCAUGCCCGAAGACGUGGACCUGAUGGCUUCCCUCGGCAUUGAAGUGUACCGCUUCUCCAUCUCGUGGUCUCGCGUCAUCCCCCUUGGAGGACGCAAUGACCCCGUUAACGAAAAGGGCCUCGCCUUCUACAACGACCUCAUCAACCGUCUUGUUGCCCGCGGCAUUAAGCCCGUAGUCACGCUGUACCACUGGGACACGCCACAGGCCCUGUACGACCGCUACGGCGGCCUGCUCGACACGGCCGAGUUCCGCGCCGACUUUGCGCGAUAUGCGCGACUGUGCUUUACCCAGUUUGGCGACCGCGUCCGGAAAUGGGUGACGUUCAACGAGCCGUACAUCACAUCCAUCUUUGCCCAUCUCAACGGCACGCUGGCGCCAGGCCACUGCCGCGAAGCUGGCACCGACACGAAGACGGAGCCGUGGCGCGUCGGCCACACCAUCCUGCUGUCCCACACCGAUGUCGUGCUCAUGUACGCCUGCGAGUUCCAGCCGUCGCAGAAGGGCGACAUCUCCAUCGUGCUAAACGGCCACUUCUACGAGCCCUUCGACGCCGGUAGCCCCGCUGACCGCGCCGCCGCCAAGCGCCGCAUGGUGUUUUACAUCGGCUGGUUCGGCGACCCGGUGUUCCUGGGCAGGGACUACCCCGCCGAGAUGCGCUCCUAUCUCGGCUCGCGGCUGCCCGAGUUCAUGCCUGAGGAGCGUGACCUCCUCCGGCAGGCCGCCCCGCUCAACGCCUUCUACGGCAUGAACCACUACUCGACCAAGUACGCUCGGAAGCUGAGCGAGCCGCCGGCCGAGGACGACUGGACGGGUAAUAUUGAGGAAUCGUCGGUCAAUAGCGAAGGAAAGGAGGUCGGUCCGGCCUCGGCAAUGGGCUGGUUGCGUGUGGCGCCAGAAGGGUUCCGGAAGCUCCUCGGUUGGGUUUGGGAACGGUACCAUGUGCCCAUCAUCGUCACCGAAAAUGGCUGCCCGUGUGUUGGAGAGGACGACCUGGCGACGGCAGUCGACGACAAGUUCCGCCAGCGGUAUCUUGGUCUGUAUCUCGACGCCAUUUCCCGGGCCAUUUACGAAGAUGGGGUUGCGGUUAAGGGGUACUAUGUGUGGAGCUUGAUGGACAACUACGAAUGGUCUGCUGGUUAUGGGCCCCGCUACGGAAUAGUUCAUGUGGACUACGAAACGCUGAAGAGGACGCCUAAGAACUCGGCGUUGUACCUCAGGGACACCUUCAAGAGGCGCAGGGGAGUCUCUUCGUGAUGGUGUUAGUAUGGCGGGGAAUGAGUACCGUACAUUCAAGCUCCAGAUACCAGUGUCCUAGAUACAACUGCAUACUACCUCAGGAGAACCGCAAACUUCAAUGCUGUAAUCGGAUCAGUGCCCUGUCAUAAUCAGAGGCAAGCCAACACCUGUCAUCUGCCGCGUGCUUCAAAGUUCCGGUGAGACCGUCGCUGGAGCCAAGGUCAAGGAAUGAACAGUAAACUUUCGGUGCGCCCACGUGCAAAUUCCCGAACUCUCACCUCAUCUCGGCAUGGCAUGGCCACAUGAUCCCGACUGUCGGUGUAUUGCAUGUGCAGACACCGAGCUACUAGGCCUGAGAACAUAUCCAAGGCAUGUACUAAUGGCAAUUCGGUAUGACUUGUCCCGGGAAAACUGUCUUGCUCUCGCCUCCCCCUCCAAAUUCUCUCCCCCCACCUGUGUUGCUGUGGUCGUCGG
Molecule: messenger RNA, 2256 nt
Organism: Parathielavia appendiculata
Lineage: Eukaryota; Fungi; Ascomycota; Sordariomycetes; Sordariales; Chaetomiaceae
Product: glycoside hydrolase family 1 protein
Exons: 2
Coding region: 289-1800 (503 amino acids)
Biological process (GO): carbohydrate metabolic process
Molecular function (GO): beta-glucosidase activity
Source: RefSeq, a predicted model, not a curated record